AUGGGAAUGUGUGAUUCACGAGAAGAAAUAAAAGAUGUUUAAUUUGGAAGAUCAACAAUUCAACCAAAGAUGUCAGAGAAUCCUAAUUUAGAUUUUUACAGAGGUGUAUAUCCUUUCUAGUUGAAUAAUUAAAUAUAGUUUCAUAUGAAGCAUUGGAAAACUUAUAAUUAAUAAUAUCAAUGGAACAAAUUUUAUUCAGAUUUAGAAUCCGAUAAAUAAUUUAUGCAAUGGCUGUAUCCAAAUUUUUUUUAAUCAUUUUUGAACACAACUAGUUUUAGAUUGUCUAUAAAAGAAAGAAAUAGUUUUAUAGAGGAUUAAUAAGUAAUAUUAAUAAAUAUCUUAGAUUAUUUAAUAGUAUGUGGAAAAUAUAAAAAUGUUUUAGAGAUUCUUAGGUAUUGGUAGAGAUGACAAUUAAGAUUUAUUAAUAAUAGAUUAACAAUAAUUUGAUCAAUGCAUAUAUUCUUAUACAUCAAAUUAAGUUAGAAUCUAGCGAUUUAUAUCCUCAAUGAGCAUUUUAGGGUAGAGAGAUUUGGCACUUGAAACCUUAUAAGUAAUAAAGAAUAAAUUGACAAAAAAAAAUAAGAUAUAUUAAUCUAAAUUUUAAGGGUUUGAAUUAUUGAUUGAAGAAUUUGAUUAUUCAGCACAAUCUUUAUAUUCAAAAAAAGUAUAUUCAAUAAAUAAUAUAAAGAAGCCAACAAAAUCAUUUGAGGAAUACAAAACACAUUAUGUGUAAGAAGAUCUUUUUAAUGAAUUAUGGGUAUAGGCUUCGAUAUUGACAAAGGCACCAAUAUAAGUUAAUUAAUAAAGUAGAGAAUCAUUUUUAGUUAAAGAAAAGGUUUGUUGAUAAUGAUUACUUUAAUGAAU
Molecule: messenger RNA, 864 nt
Organism: Paramecium sonneborni
Lineage: Eukaryota; Ciliophora; Oligohymenophorea; Peniculida; Parameciidae
Source: the annotation of a GenBank genome assembly